Labrus bergylta (ballan wrasse) is the source of this 1958-nucleotide messenger RNA. RefSeq names its product zinc finger, SWIM-type containing 2 (gene zswim2). The record is from RefSeq and is a predicted model, not a curated record. NCBI's taxonomy places the organism in Eukaryota, Metazoa, Chordata, Actinopteri, Labriformes, Labridae. Gene Ontology annotation, molecular function: ubiquitin protein ligase activity; zinc ion binding.
AAUCGUCCUGGAGCCUUCCUCUUGUCAAGUAUGCUGGUGCAGUAAAAGUUGAGGCUGGUUUUAGGAGAAUAUGUCGACAAAUACCUCUGAGUGACACAAUGUUCAGGAAAAUCACCUGGAGGAACACAGUUAGCAACGCAGUGAGUUUCCACCAAGACCAAGCCCUGAACACAACUAUAUUUCUCCUGAAGUCCUUCGGACCUACAGGAUUCCUGCUCAGAGAGGAGGGAGAGGCCAAAAACUUCAAGGUGUGCUUGGGUAACCCACAUAACUGCACAUGUCCUGUGUUUACAAGGGAGCAGGAGCCAUGCAAACACAUCUGCUGGGUUUUACUACGGAAAUUCAGGCUGCCCAGAGAACAUGAAUAUUCAUUCCAGCCUGGACUUGUGGAGAGACAGAUCUUGGAGGUGCUCCAUGGUUUACACCAAGCCAAAGCCCACCGGAUGGAAAAUGAUCCGUUUGCUGCUUCGGGAACCCUGAGCCAACCUGCCACGGGCGGGGAUGCUGGAAGUGUGUGCCGGAAAGUUAUCGAAGGCCAGGAUGUGUGUCCUAUCUGCCAAGAGGAGCUGCUGGAGAAAAAACAGCCUGUGUGUUACUGCAGGUUUGGUUGUGGCAACAACAUCCACAUCUCCUGCAUGAAGGUGUGGGCAGAUCACCAGAGACUCUCAGAUGAAGAGGAAACAGUGAAGUGCCCGCUGUGCAGGGAGGAUUUCAGCUCUUUGAAGCUGCUCCAGGAGCAGGUGAGAAACACAGCCCAGCUCUUCACUGCUGCAGAAAGAGAGAAGCCAGAGAGACACCUGGGAGUUCUCUGUAACAGCUGUCUGGUCUGCCCAGUCAUCGGCAAAUGUUUCAAAUGUACAGUCUGCAGUUACUUCUAUCUCUGUGAAGACUGUAUAAAGAAGGGCUGUCACCAACAGCAUCUAUUCACCUCUCGAGCAAAAAGGAAAGAAAUGUGGCACCUUGUGGAAGACUUGAGUGACGAACCAACCGGCGCAAGCUGUCCUUCAUUAAAUGACAGCGUCAUCCCAGUAGCUGCGGACCUUCUUCCAGAAAACAUCCUGGCCUGUCUUCCUACAGUCAAGGUGAGACCCAGGUCUCGGCUCUUAGAUGUAGGGCUGCAGUGUCGCAUCUGCCUGCAAGACUUUAACCUGGGCCAGCAUGUCCGAACUCUGCCCUGCCAUCACAAGUUUCACAUCGAUUGUGUGGACAGGAUCCUGCUGAAGACCAACUGCUGCCCCUUGGAUGGAUUUGUCAUUUAUAAUCCUUUGACUUGGAGAAGUAGUGAAAGGAAGACUCCAGCUAAGUUGGCCUCCUGCCUUUACAGUGAGCAUGCAAAACCAGCAGAAAAUAACUUAAAGGACCUGUUUGUUCCUGGAGUGGCACUUAGAAAUUCAAACACCAAAGUCUCUCCUACUCAUGGUUCUCUGAACCUAGCGGUGCGUUUACUUACUUUAAACACAACGACACAGAAGGAGUCAAUUGACAGAAAAAGUGAUUUGCAGAGAAAACAAACUCCUGAGAACAGCCCCUUUUCUGUAGGUAAAUGUGACUCAAAAUCAUCAUCAAAAACAAAACACACUCUUGUUUCACCCAAUCAGUGUCCUGCAGUGACAAAUAUCAGAGAUCAACCUGGGCCAAACCUUUUUGUAGGAUUAUGCAGACCAGAGUUAGAUCUCACAGCUGCAGUGGGCUCUCCUGCAAGGCGAACGAGGCUGCAGCCCAAAAGGACAAGCGCAGCAAAUAUAAAAGAUACUAACAGGCUAAUGUCAGAGCUAAGAAUGACUGGAGUCCUGAUAAAAACACAGCAGCAAUGAAAGACAGAAACAUCGUUUUUUUAAUGUCUAAUCUUGGAUAGGAAGAAUUUAACGGGUUAAAGCUGCACUGAUUUAUAUAUGUAAACAUUCAUAAAAAAUCAAUAUACAUGUGUGACUGUUAAUUCAAAAAUUUGCAAAUCUGUG